Molecule: messenger RNA, 2617 nt
Organism: Cervus elaphus (red deer)
Lineage: Eukaryota; Metazoa; Chordata; Mammalia; Artiodactyla; Cervidae
Gene: DLX4
Product: distal-less homeobox 4
Exons: 3
Coding region: 888-1655 (255 amino acids)
Biological process (GO): embryo development; negative regulation of transcription by RNA polymerase II; cell differentiation
Molecular function (GO): RNA polymerase II cis-regulatory region sequence-specific DNA binding; DNA-binding transcription factor activity, RNA polymerase II-specific
Source: RefSeq, a predicted model, not a curated record
CGCAAUCGCGGCGGUCGCGGCGUGCCUGGCCCAGGGCGCCCCGCGGGGGCGUGCGCGCCGCGCGCGUGCUGGGCCGGCUGGGCGCCGGGCGGCACCUCCUUCGACCCGGCGUCUGUUUACCAACAUACUGCCGGCGCUCGGCAGCCACGCAUUCCGACGCGCUGAAUAAGCUGCGGGACUGGCGGGCUUGGUCCGUAGCGGCAGGGUCAUAACCGCCGCGCAGAUCCCCCAGAGCCAGAGAGCGCGACCGCAGGUUCCUUUCGCCCCCGCAGCCACAGCGCCUCCGCUAAGGCACUGCUCCCCUCGGCCCUUGGGCAUUGCCGCCCUGUCGACUUCCUUGCCUUUGUGCCGUUAUGACCAGACUGCCCCAAUCGUCCUGCAACCCCAGCACCUCUCUGCAGCGGACCCCGAGAUAGCCGGGCAUGGGGAGUUCGCACCGCUCGCCUCCCAUCUCCCUGUUCUGAAUUUCCCUACCCCGGGCUGCCCCGGGGGCGGGGCCGGGGCGGGGAGGUGGGGGGAAGGCCCCGGGGGCAGGCCUCCGUGAGGUCACCGCGUGUGGUAGCCAAUCCGCUGCGUUUAAGUGGGCGGGGACCCCGUCGGGUCCCGGGAACCGAACCCUAGAGCCAGCCGAGUGGGGGCCCCAUGGAUUUAGGGGGGAGGGGAAAAGUCAUGGGGGACACCCUACCCACCCCGAACCCCUUUCCCAGGCGCGGGCUCUCCGCUGAUGAGGCUCAGAAAGACACUUUCCCCGGGAUAAGUGUGGGGAAGGCUGGUUGAGGGGCUCAUCCGGCCCCAACGCCUGAGGCUCGGAAAAGAAAGAGUUGGCGGAGGGAGCGGACUCACUGCCUGGCCAUGGCCUAGGCCCUCGAGCCCCGGCCCCGGCCGCAAUGACCUCUUUGCCCUGCCCCCUCCCUGGCCCGGACGCCUCCAAAGCCGUCUUCCCGGACAUCGCCCCCGUGCCAUCGGUAGUGGCUGCCUACCAGCUUGGCCUGUCCCCCGCAACCGCAGCCGCCUCCGAUUUGCCCUAUUCUGGGCCGUAUGGCCACCUUCUGCCCUAUCCCUACACCGGGCCGGCGAUCCCCAGAGACUCCUACCUGCCCUGCCAGCUAUCCACGGCGCCGUCUCAGCCGGCUCAUCAAGAGCGGGAGACAGACUCGGAGAAGCCUCCGCUGUCCCCGGAGCCCGCGGAGCGGCGCCCACAGGCCUCGACCAAGAAGCUGCGGAAGCCGAGGACCAUCUACUCUAGUCUGCAGCUGCAACACCUGAACCAGCGUUUCCAGCACACGCAGUACCUGGCGCUGCCCGAGAGGGCCCAGCUGGCCGCGCAGCUCGGCCUCACCCAGACGCAGGUGGGGCCAGUGCCAUCCUCCACCAACCUUCCCCAAGUGUGUUCCCUGGGAACUCACCCUCAGGUAAAGAUCUGGUUUCAGAACAAACGCUCCAAGUAUAAGAAGCUCCUGAAGCAGAACUCUGGAGGACAGGAAGGGGACUUCCCUGGGAGGUCCCCCUCUCUGUCUCCCUGUUCUCCACCUCUUCCAGCCCUCUGGGAUCUACCCAAGGCAGGGGCCCUGCCCACCGGUGGCUAUGGCAACAGCUUUGGAGCCUGGUAUCAGCAUCACUCCCCAGAUGUCCUAGCUCCACCUCAGAUGAUGUGAGUCUGAGGAGGAGCAGGUCAGGCCCCAGCCUCCUACAGAGCCCAGGCAGGACCCAGCCCACCGGCACCCUCUCUGGGCUGGGAGGAAACCAGAUCCAGAUGGGUUUUCUCAGGAGGAUGAGGAGCUAGAGGAGGAAAAGGAUGGGAUGGUGAGUCCUUUCCUCCUUGCCUCAUAACCCAAAUAGCCUUAGCCUUUGCCCCACCCCCACCCCCACUCAGGACUGGACACUUUCCCUCCAGUCAGAGGCUCUGGAAAAAAACUUAUUGGCUGGAGUUCAGACUUCCCACGACCCCUAGUCUUGUCACCCCUUCUUGAAAUGACUGCAGUCCCACCACAGCCUGGGGUUCAACUAGCAACAAACACUGAGUGUUUUUUCUCUUUGUGUGCCUUGGGCCUUGCCCAGCCCAUUGAUGUGGACAGAAGUGGACAUCCAGAGUCUUCAAGUUGACCACCACUGAGACACACCCACUGAUUUUUCUAGAUUUUUUUUACCCCCAUAACUGAUACAUCUAUUUACCAUCCUGUGAAGAAGAUGGGAUACCAAAAAUGUGGACUUUUGUGGACCUGUGGGUAAAUUUUGCUCCUUUCCUAAGAAAGCCCUUCUUUCCCCCAUGUCUUCUCACUUUGAGUAGAUAAUGGAUCCAAUUAUCCAUCAAGUUCAACAAGUAUUAACAGUCUGAUUCCCAUCGCGAAUACCUAAACAAGUCCACAUGCCUACACUCUCUGGAACUCAGUAGGGUAACACUUUGUGGAGAAUAGGGACAAAUAGACUCUUGGAUGUUUAAGAAGAGAUGUCCCAAACAGGUGGGGGUGAACCUAGCAAUUCAGCUCCUCAUAGCUGUCUCAGUCCAAAGGAACUGCUCAUAUUUAUAUCCAAUCUGACUAGCAGCACUCCCCCUGCAAGUUCUCAACAUCCCCCAUAUCAUGAACAUCCAGAAAUUAAAGUUUGUACAGAAACCCAG